CACGUUAUCAGCUGUCAGAGCCUCUAAGAGUGCGCCGGCUCCAACUGCGCAUGCGUAGGAAGAGGUGGCGGAGGAGAGCGAGCGAGAGAGAGGGGAAGAAGGAGGCUGAUAAUUACAAACAUGAACAAGCUGAAAUCCUCACAGAAGGAUAAAGUUCGCCAGUUCAUGAUCUUCACACAGUCCACUGAAAAGACAGCUUUGAGUUGCCUGUCGCAGAAUGACUGGAAAUUAGAUGUUGCCACAGACAAUUUUUUCCAAAACCCAGAACUGUACUUACAAAGUCUAAAGGGGGUUUUGGAUAGAAAAAAGUUAGAACAGCUCUACAACAGAUACAGAGACCCUCACGACGACAAUAAGAUCGGGAUUGACGGCAUCCAGCAGUUCUGCGACGACCUGGGCCUAGACCCGGCGAGUAUCAGCGUGCUCCUCAUCGCCUGGAAGUUCCGGGCGGCUACACAGUGCGAGUUUUCUAAGCAGGAGUUCAUAGACGGCAUGGCUGGCCAGGGGUGUGACAGUAUAGAGAAAUUAAAAGCACAAUUGCCAAAAAUGGAACAAGAGCUGAAAGACCAAGGGAAAUUUAAAGAUUUUUACCAGUUUACAUUUAACUUUGCAAAGAAUCCAGGACAGAAAGGUCUAGAUUUAGAAAUGGCAAUUGCAUAUUGGAAUUUAGUACUGGCUGGAAGGUUCAAAUUCCUAGACCUUUGGAACACAUUUUUAUUGGAACACCAUAAACGAUCCAUACCGAAAGAUACCUGGAACCUUCUGUUAGAUUUCAGCACAAUGAUAACUGAUGACAUGUCCAAUUAUGAUGAGGAAGGUGUGUUUUUUUUGUCAGCUGUUCUCAUUUACCUUGUUCAUUUUUCCCCAUUGCAUAUAACUGGAAUGUGGUUACAACAUAAAAUGUGAUGCUGAAUAUAACAACAGAAUGGGAUUGUACCAAACUGAGCACUCAGGCAUGUAGCUGGUUAAUGUUCUCUAGUGCGGCGUUUCCAUACUCAGUCUUUGGGGACCCCCAGAGAGUCCGCAUUUUUGCUCCUUCCGAGCUCCCAGCCAAUCAAGACACACCUCUACCAAGUAUUCAGUAGUCUUGAUUGGCUGAGAGCUGGGAGAGAUCAACAAUAUGCACUGGCUGGGGGUCUCCAAGGACUUGUUUCAAAAACACUGCUCUAGUGUAUUCUGAAGACAGUUAAACAGGAUUACUUUAAAGUCUUCCAGGAGCUGGCUACAGACCACGUCUGGCUGUAACCGGCACUCUCCCCGUCCCUUCCAGGAGCGUGGCCUGUCCUUAUCGACGAUUUUGUGGAGUUUGCACGGCCGCAGGUCGGGACAAAAAGCACGACGGUGUAGCGCUGCCACAUCCUUCAAGAACACUGUACAUACUUUGUACAAAUAAUAAUAAUAAUAAAAAAAAAAAAGAAACCGCCGCAGAGAAGCUGGUGAGUGAUUGGCUGGGGACCGGAAGGCACAACCAGCGAUCCCAUCUUACAGACUGCCGAGAUCAAGAUGGGUUGUGAACACGACGCAGAGGACGUGUCUUCAGUUACCUGGGGCAGUCCGGACGUUUAGACUUUAGGGCAUUCUUUCCUGGUCUCUCCAGUUGUGUGGGGGCCACAGCCUGUGGUGGAACACUCCCAUCCCAGUGUUGCGGUCAUGCCCACGUAUGAACAGCAGUGGAGGGGGUCUGUUAAAGAAUGUCAGCGUAGUUUCUUUUUAAUACUCAGAGUACGUUCCUGCUUUCCCUUUCUUGUGUUUUAAUAAACCUUUUGGGUGACAGGCCAGUACGGAAUAUCGAUUUGUAAUAUUGUUUGAAACUUGUCAUUCCAAAUUGACAUGAAGAAUCGUGAGUCUGAGGCAUUCAGUUUUAAUUUGACAUAUCUAAAAGUGACUUUAUGGCUGUGUUUGUCGCUGUACCAUAAUUUGUGCUCGUCUGAACCCUAAGUUUUUGUAAACGCUUUCGUAACUAAAGGUAGUAUCGUGUUUCAGUUUAACUUACUUGGUAUGUACAAAAAAAAUGAAUUUGUAUCUAUUAGGAUAUCAAGUCUACUAAAGAUGACAUCAGCAUACUGUUUUAAUACAGCGUCUGCUGUUAAAUGCACAAAACUGAAAUACCGCCUAUGGAUCAGAAGCAGUGCAUCGGGCCGUCUAAGGCCAGCGUGUCCACACGAGACGGCGCGAACAUGCUGGUUUUAAGUUCUUUUUAAAUGUUUUUCAAGUUUUAUGAAAGAUGAAUAAAACUUGGUUAAGUCGA
Molecule: messenger RNA, 2248 nt
Organism: Paramormyrops kingsleyae
Lineage: Eukaryota; Metazoa; Chordata; Actinopteri; Osteoglossiformes; Mormyridae
Product: DCN1-like protein 1
Biological process (GO): protein neddylation
Cellular component (GO): ubiquitin ligase complex
Molecular function (GO): ubiquitin conjugating enzyme binding; cullin family protein binding; ubiquitin-like protein binding
Source: RefSeq, a predicted model, not a curated record